Drosophila busckii is the source of this 1681-nucleotide messenger RNA. It is a transcript of the gene ATPsynbeta, whose product is annotated as ATP synthase subunit beta, mitochondrial. The record is from RefSeq and is a predicted model, not a curated record. Gene Ontology annotation, molecular function: ATP hydrolysis activity; ATP binding; proton-transporting ATP synthase activity, rotational mechanism. Gene Ontology annotation, biological process: proton transmembrane transport; proton motive force-driven mitochondrial ATP synthesis. The coding region runs from base 43 to 1563 and encodes 506 amino acids. NCBI's taxonomy places the organism in Eukaryota, Metazoa, Arthropoda, Insecta, Diptera, Drosophilidae. The transcript has 3 exons.
CUUCCAAUUAGAUUGCACCAUUUCUUCAUUGUUGGUCGAAAAAUGUUCGCGUUACGUGCUGCCGCCAAAGCUGAUAAAAACUUGCUGCCAUUUUUGGGGCAAUUGACUCGCGGUCAUGCCGCUAAGGCAUCUGCCAAGGCGGCCGCUGGGGCCAACGGCAAAAUUGUAGCCGUAAUUGGUGCCGUUGUUGAUGUACAGUUCGACGAGAACCUGCCGCCGAUUUUGAACGCUUUGGAGGUUGACAAUCGUUCUCCACGCUUGGUGUUGGAGGUUGCCCAACAUUUAGGUGAAAACACUGUCCGCACCAUAGCCAUGGAUGGUACCGAGGGCUUGGUUCGUGGACAGAAGGUUCUCGAUACUGGCUAUCCAAUUCGUAUCCCAGUGGGAGCUGAAACUUUGGGACGUAUUAUUAAUGUAAUUGGCGAGCCCAUCGAUGAGCGUGGUCCAAUUCCAACCGAUAAAACAGCUCCAAUUCACGCCGAAGCACCUGAAUUUGUUGAGAUGUCUGUUGAGCAGGAGAUUCUCGUUACUGGUAUCAAAGUUGUGGAUCUUCUAGCCCCUUAUGCCAAGGGUGGCAAGAUUGGUCUUUUUGGCGGUGCCGGUGUUGGCAAGACUGUCUUGAUUAUGGAGCUGAUUAAUAAUGUGGCUAAGGCUCAUGGUGGUUAUUCGGUGUUCGCUGGUGUCGGUGAACGCACACGCGAGGGCAAUGAUUUGUAUAACGAGAUGAUUGAAUCCGGUGUCAUUUCACUUAAGGACAAGACAUCAAAGGUCGCCCUGGUCUACGGCCAGAUGAACGAGCCUCCAGGUGCUCGUGCUCGUGUCGCAUUGACUGGUCUGACCGUGGCCGAAUAUUUCCGUGACCAAGAGGGGCAGGACGUGUUGCUCUUUAUAGACAACAUUUUCCGUUUCACCCAGGCUGGCUCUGAAGUGUCGGCAUUGUUAGGUCGUAUUCCAUCGGCUGUGGGCUAUCAGCCAACUUUGGCCACUGAUAUGGGUUCUAUGCAGGAGCGUAUUACGACUACCAAGAAGGGUUCUAUCACGUCUGUACAGGCUAUUUAUGUGCCGGCUGAUGAUUUAACAGAUCCAGCUCCAGCUACAACUUUCGCUCAUUUGGAUGCGACCACUGUACUGUCGCGUGCCAUUGCCGAGUUGGGAAUUUAUCCUGCUGUAGAUCCUUUGGAUUCUACCUCUCGUAUCAUGGAUCCUAACAUCAUUGGACAGGAGCACUACAACGUCGCUCGAGGUGUUCAAAAAAUCUUGCAGGAUUACAAAUCUCUACAGGAUAUUAUUGCCAUUUUGGGCAUGGAUGAGCUGUCCGAAGAAGACAAACUGACAGUCGCGCGUGCACGCAAGAUUCAACGUUUCUUGUCACAGCCAUUCCAGGUCGCCGAGGUUUUCACUGGCCACGCCGGUAAGCUUGUUCCUCUGGAGCAAACCAUCAAGGGCUUCUCUCAGAUUUUGGCUGGAGAAUACGAUCAUCUACCCGAAGUUGCGUUUUAUAUGGUUGGUCCCAUUGAAGAAGUUGUCGAAAAAGCCGAUCGCCUGGCUAAAGAAGCAGCCUAAACUGUUCACUCGUCAGAUUUAGGGCGUGCGGAUUCGCAUGUUAUAAUGAGUUAAGCUAAAAGUUGUCAGGGCCUCCAACCCAAAUAUAAUCAAUAAAAUGUAUUUAAACAACUCCAAA